Molecule: messenger RNA, 2551 nt
Organism: Misgurnus anguillicaudatus (oriental weatherfish)
Lineage: Eukaryota; Metazoa; Chordata; Actinopteri; Cypriniformes; Cobitidae
Source: RefSeq, a predicted model, not a curated record
AAAGUACAUUUGUGAGCAGAGAAAACUACAACAACAUCACGUACAUAUAAAAAAAUGAAGAGUUAUUAGUACUGUAAAUGAUUUAAGUAGAUGACAUUGUAGUCAGUAGUGAGGAAGUGAAGAUCAACAGCUCGACACAGAUAUAAACAUCAACAUCUGAUCUUCUGUCAUGAACUUUAGAAAGAAAAAGAGUCUCUCUGGAGAAACAAACACAAUGAACAGUUUGAUUGAUAGAGAAUCUGCUGAAUCCAGCUGUGUGUCUAUGAAGAGUGAUCGAUCAAUGGAUAAUCCACCUGUGUUCAGUUCAGGAGACUCUAGUACAGAUGUGAGUAACACAACAGAUGAAUCAAAGUCCUUCAAAGGGAAGCAGCUGGAUUCAGUUUUUCAGAAACUUGAAGACAAAAUCAUCUCUCUAAUGAAGAAAGAGCUGCAGAUCUUCAAGAGACUACUGAGCUCAGAUUACCCAGCAUGCUCUGAGAGAGAGGAGGAGGAGGAUGAAGAUCAGAUCAGAGUCAGAGAUGAGCUUCUGAAGAUCACACUGCACGUCCUGAAGAAGAUGAACCAGACAAACCUCGCUGAUAAACUACAGACCAAACUUUUACCUUUGUGUGUGAAAAAACACAAAUCCAGACUAAAGGAGAAAUUCCAGAGAAUAAAUGAAGGAAUAUCAAGUCAAGGAAACUCAAGACUUGUGAAUGAGAUCUACACAGAGCUGUACAUCACAGAGGGAGGGAGUGAAGAACUCAAUAAUGAACAUGAGGUGAGACAGAUUGAGACAACAUCCAGAAGAUCAGAGACACAAGAAACACCAAUCAAAUGUAAUGACAUCUUUAAAGCUUUACCUGGACAAGACAAACACAUCAGAACUGUGCUGACUAAAGGAGUUGCUGGAAUUGGAAAAACCGUCUCUGUACAGAAGUUCAUUCUGGACUGGAGUGAAGGAAAAGCAAAUCAGGAUCUUCACUUCAUAUUUCCACUUCCAUUCAGAGAACUGAAUCUGAUGAAGAACACAAAUAUCAGUCUGAUGGAUCUUCUUCAUCAGUUCUUCAUAGAUACAAAAGAACUGACAUCAAGAGACUUUGAUGUCUAUAAAGUUGUGUUUAUCUUUGAUGGUCUGGAUGAGUGUCGACUUCCUCUAGAUUUCUCAAAGAAUCAGAGUUUGUUUGACGUAAGAGAAAAAGCUUCAGUGGAUGUGCUGUUGACAAACCUCAUCAAGGGGAAUCUGCUUCCUUCUGCUCUGAUCUGGAUAACAUCACGACCAGCAGCAGCCAAUCAGAUUCCUCCUGACUGUGUCCACCAGAUCACAGAUGUACGAGGAUUCAAUGAUCCUCAGAAGGACGAGUAUUUCAUCAAGAGAAUAAAUGAUGAGAGUUUGUCCAACAGAAUCAUCAAACACAUCAAAUCAUCCAGGAGUUUGUACAUCAUGUGUCACAUCCCAGUCUUCUGUUGGAUUACAGCCACUGUUCUAGAGAGAAUGUUGAGUGAAUCAGAGAGUCAAGCAGAGAUCCCCAAGACUCUCACUCAAAUGUUCACACACUUCCUGAUCUUUCAGACCAAACUGAAGAGUCAGAGGUAUGAUGGGAAACGUGAGGUAGAUCUUCAACAGAUUAGAAAGAGUCUUCUGUCACUGGGAAAACUGGCUUUUCAACAGCUGGAGAAAGGGAAUCUGAUCUUCUAUGAGGAGGAUCUGAGAGAGUGUGACAUUGAUGUCAGAGAAGCUUCAGUGUACUCAGGAGUUUGUACUCAGAUCUUCAGAGAGGAGUUUGGACUGAACCUGGGGAAGGUCUACAGCUUUGUGCAUCUGAGCAUUCAGGAGUUUCUCGCUGCUUUAUUUCAGUUUCUUUCAUUUUCUCAACAAACAUCAGAAUCAACUAUGAGUGAUUUACUGAAGAGUGAAGUGGACAAAGCCUUACAGAGUGAGAACGGACACCUGGACCUUUACCUCCGAUUCCUUCUGGGUCUCUCACUGAAGUCCAAUCAGAUGAUCUUACGAGAUCUACUGACACAGACAGGAAGAAGAUCUGACAGCAGACAGGAAAUAGUUGAGUACAUUAAGAUGAAGAUCAGAGAGAAUCAAUCUCCAGAGAAAUCCAUCAAUCUGUUUCACUGUCUGAAUGAACUGAAUGAUCAAUCUCUAGUGAAUGAGGUACAAACAUAUCUAAACAGAAAAGAUUACUGGUGUCUCUCUGGAGUCAAACUCUCUCCCUCUCAGUGGUCGGCUGUUGUGUUUGUGUUACUGAACUCAGAUCAGAAGCUGGAUGAGUUUAAACUAACAAAAUAUAAUCCAUCAGAUGAAUGUCUUCAGAGGCUGCUGCCAGUGAUCAAAGCAUCCAGAAAAGCUGAUCUGAAGAGAUGUAAUCUGACAGAGAAAAGUUGUACAUCAUUGAGUUCAGUUCUCAUCUCAAACUCCUCAAGUCUGACAGAACUGAACCUGAGUUACAAUAAACUGCAGGAUUCAGGAGUGAAGCUUCUCUCUGAUGGACUGAAGAAUACAAACUGUGAACUGAAGAUAUUAAAUGUAAGAGACUCAACAGUGACUGUCAGUCCAUGA